AUGGAGCCCUGGGUCUUCCACCUCCCAGCAGCUGCCACCAGGGUCUUGGUGAACCCGCUGGAGAAGCUGCAGGAGGAGGCAAUUUGUUCCAUCUGCCUGGAGUAGAGUGACCCCAUGAGCAUAGACUGUGGGCACAACUUCUGCAGGGCAUGCAUCACCACCUACUGCCAGGAGAGCCAGCGGGCCCGUGUCCUGCCCUCCGAGCCGGCGGCCUUUCACAGGAGCAAUGUCAGGCCCAACAAGCUGCUGGCCAAUAUCGUGGAGACCAUCAAGCAGCUGAGGCUGCCGCCAGCCAAGGGGCAGCCAGAGGCGCUCUGCGGGAAACGUGAGGAGAAGCUCAAGCUCUUCUGCGAAGAAGACAGGGAGGCCAUCUGUGUGGUGUGUCGAGAGUCCCUGUCACACUGGCCUCGCACUGUCUACCCCAUUGAGGAGGCGGCCCAGGUAUACAAGAUCAAACUCCAGAAAUCCCUGGAACUGUUGUUGAAAGAGGUGGAUGAAAUUAAGAAACAUUCAAUGGUGGAAAGGACAAAAACCCAGGAAUGCAAGGAGGUAGUUAAGAAAAAGAGAGAGAGGAUUGUGACUGAAUUUGGGAAGCUGCACCAACUGCUGGCUGAGGAGGAGAAGCUGCUUCUGCAGAAGCUGGAACAGGAAGAGAAGAUAAUCUUGCAGAGAAUCAAUGAAAACCUAACCAGACUUCUAGAGCUGAGAUCAUCUCUGGACAAGCUGAUCCUGGAAAUAAGGGAGAAGUUCCAGCAAUCAGCAGACAGGUUGCUCAAGGUGAGCAGUUGGGGGCUCUGUGCUGACCUGCUGAAACGUCUUCUUUCCAGGUGUGAAGCUGUGACAUUUCAGGCUCCAGAGGCUUGCUCCGUGGCACUGAAAGAGAAUUAUUCUAUCCCAGAGCAGUGCCUGAGCAUGAUGGAUAUGCUGAAGAAAUUCAAAGGUAUAGGGAAGCAGGUGGCUGCAACCCUGCUCCUGAACUGUGAGCUGGUGGGGAUGGAGAUGCAGCGGAGUUUCAUGGCUGAAGAAUUUCCAGGAAAGAAACAGGAAAGGUGA
Messenger RNA from Dermochelys coriacea (leatherback sea turtle), 1053 nucleotides. Its product is annotated as E3 ubiquitin-protein ligase TRIM39-like. NCBI's taxonomy places the organism in Eukaryota, Metazoa, Chordata, Testudines, Dermochelyidae. The record is from RefSeq and is a predicted model, not a curated record. Gene Ontology annotation, molecular function: zinc ion binding.